Messenger RNA from Nymphaea colorata (pocket water lily), 1441 nucleotides. RefSeq names its product peroxisome biogenesis protein 19-1-like. The transcript is spliced from 7 exons. The record is from RefSeq and is a predicted model, not a curated record. Gene Ontology annotation, cellular component: peroxisome; peroxisomal membrane. NCBI's taxonomy places the organism in Eukaryota, Viridiplantae, Streptophyta, Magnoliopsida, Nymphaeales, Nymphaeaceae. Gene Ontology annotation, biological process: protein import into peroxisome membrane. Bases 164 to 922 code for a protein of 252 amino acids.
AUUGGUCUUGUAGCACCCAGUGUAGAGAAGCUAGGGCCUCCCCUCAUCUGAUCGGUCCCCUUCUCUCCCAUCGAGCCUCGUCCCGCCUUCCCCUCUGUUCACGCAGCGCACCAGCAUCGCUCCUCCUUCAGGUGGUACGAGCAAUUCCAUCACCAUCUUUUGAAUGGCCAACCCCCUUCCAGACGAUUUAGAUGCUCUCCUUGACAGUGCACUGGAUGAUUUUGCAAAUGUUGAUUUGGGUGGUAGCCAAAGGGAUGGAUCAGGAGGCCAACUUCCUGGUAACGGUGAUGAAAAAAAGGAAAAUGAUUCAGUUAAAGGAUUGGGUGGUCUUGGGUUACCCGAAUUACAGAAGAAAAAGAAAAUGAAGAACAAGGUUUCUGCCUCCGGGAGGGACAGCCAUGUAGCUGAAGCGUUGGAGCAGCUUACUCAGCAGACUAGAGAGGCUGUCAAAGGUUUAGAAUUUGCUGCCGGUACUGGUCCUAUUCCGGAUGAUGUCCCUGAUGAACAGAUGAUGGAGAAUCUCGUCAAGCAGUUUGAAGAGCUAGCUGGGUCUCAGGACAUGGAGACAAUAGUUGAGACCAUGAUGCAUCAGCUUUUGUCGAAGGAAAUUCUACAUGAACCUAUGAAAGAAAUUGGAGAAAGAUAUCCAAAGUGGUUGGAAGAGCAUAAAUCUGGGUUGAGUACCGAAGAGUAUCAACGUUAUAGUGACCAGUAUGAGCUUAUAAAGAAGUUAAUUGAGGUUUAUGAAAAUGAACCUAAUAACUUCAACAAGAUUGUUGAACUUAUGCAGAAGAUGCAAGAAUGUGGCCAACCUCCAAACGAUAUUGUGCAAGAGCUUGCUCCUGACCUUGACCUAGCAAGUCUAGGAGGUCAACUGUCACCGGAGAUGCUGCAAUCCACACCAAAUUGUUGUAUAAUGUGAGAUACUUACGCUGUUGAUCAUCCUAUCCUGGCAUUGCCAAAUUUAGCCGUGGGCUCUUGGCAGGUAUGAUGAACAUGCAAAGAAGGCCAUUUAAUUAUUGCAAGCUGCAACAAUCUCGAGUGGCCAAUUUUUGCUUGUUUGGUACUGUAGAGAAGUGUCUCUCCAUUUACCUAUGCUACAUGAGCGAAGAAAUAUCGCUUUAAGAGCUUGUCAGUACAAGGAUAUCUACUGUUGCAACACACUUGUUGGUCGUCGUUGCAGAAGCUCAAUCGCUAAUUCUUUGGAGAUUUCACUCUGUUGUAGCUGGAUAUAAUGAUCUUUUCUACUUCUAGAAAAGCGCAUGUUCCAUACAUGAUCUUUGUGAGUUUUAGCUAUUUUUCUAUCUUUUGCUGCUUUGGGUUGGGGAAGUCAUGUGUAGUAAAAGAAUAUAGAACAUUUGAAUGUCUGAACAAACUCAGAUGGUUGUAUAUGCUCCCAUAAUUUGUGAAGUUAUAAUGAUAAUGGUCUCAUUUUGUUUCA